UUCCUAUUCGCCUUCUCAGCGUCACAUGUGGAUGAGGUUCUGUUCUGUGGGAUUCUCUCAGUGGUUUUGGCACGACCAGAACCACCCCGAGAGUACGGGCCUCCUGCGCAGGAAUACGGGCCUCCAGCGCAGGAGUACGGACCGCCAGCUCAGACUUAUGGACCUCCGCCGGAGAAGAUCAUCUCCAAGAACAUCUACAUCCACGUUCCACCCGAGGAGCCGGCGGAGUUCGUCCCAAGUCAGCGUAUUGAAGUCCCAACGCCCAAGAAGCACUACAAAGUCAUCUUCAUCAAAGCACCGGCGCCACCCACGCCCACAGUCCCCGUGAUCCCGGCGCCCAUUCAGGAUGAGCACAAGACUCUGGUCUAUGUGCUGGUGAAGAAGCCCGAAUCUCAGCCGCAAGUCGUCGUGCCGCCGGCGCCACCGACAGAGCCCAGCAAACCCGAAGUCUACUUCAUCAAGUACAAACAAGAGCCAACUCCUGCGCCCCAAUAUGGUCCGCCAUCGAGCAGUCCAUCAAAUGAAUGUCAUUUUUUCAUCCAUUGA
Messenger RNA from Phlebotomus argentipes, 546 nucleotides. RefSeq lists its product as uncharacterized. The annotation marks the transcript as partial. The transcript is spliced from 4 exons. NCBI's taxonomy places the organism in Eukaryota, Metazoa, Arthropoda, Insecta, Diptera, Psychodidae. The record is from RefSeq and is a predicted model, not a curated record.